This is a messenger RNA of Raphanus sativus (radish), 492 nucleotides long. RefSeq lists its product as uncharacterized. The coding region runs from base 1 to 492 and encodes 163 amino acids. NCBI's taxonomy places the organism in Eukaryota, Viridiplantae, Streptophyta, Magnoliopsida, Brassicales, Brassicaceae. The record is from RefSeq and is a predicted model, not a curated record. The transcript has a single exon.
AUGGCAAACAUGGAGAAGCUCCAAUUUCCCGCUCUGGAUUUCACCGGGUCCAACUACAUUUCUUGGGUUACCAAUUUCGAACUCCACCUUGAAUCUCUUGGUUUAUCUGAAACCGUUAAAGAGAAUAAUACUUCGACGCCUCAAGAAAAGACCAAAUCGGUGAUCUUCCUUAGAAGACACCUUGAUGAAAGUAUUUAUGAUUAUGCCAACAUGAGAGAUCGUAAAGAGCUAUGGAAGUCUCUGAAAGAUCGUCAGAAAGACAUAACACUUCCACUUGCCCGAGAUGAAUGGCAGAGUCUGAGAUUUCAAGAUUUCGACAAAGUGAUGAAUUAUAAUUCUGUUGUGUUAGGAGUUGUGGCCAAAUUGAGAUAUUGUGUGAAACGAUUACCGAAUCUUAAAUGCUUGAGAAGACAUACACCACAUUCCACAAGAGCCACAUCACCCUGCAACAACAAUAUAGGUUGCGGGGAUAUACCAAAUUUUCGGAUUUGA